Dunckerocampus dactyliophorus (ringed pipefish) is the source of this 768-nucleotide messenger RNA. RefSeq names its product gastrin-releasing peptide receptor (gene grpr). Gene Ontology annotation, molecular function: G protein-coupled peptide receptor activity. Gene Ontology annotation, biological process: G protein-coupled receptor signaling pathway. Gene Ontology annotation, cellular component: membrane. The transcript is spliced from 3 exons. NCBI's taxonomy places the organism in Eukaryota, Metazoa, Chordata, Actinopteri, Syngnathiformes, Syngnathidae. The record is from RefSeq and is a predicted model, not a curated record.
AUGAUGAGUUUGUCUGGCGUGGUCAUUGCCUCAGUGUACAGGGCUAUUGUGAGGCCAUUGGACGUCCAAGCAAGAAACACUACUACCAGCAUUGUCCUGCGGGCGGCGCUCAUCUUGCUUUUGUCACUGGUCUUGGCAAUUCCUGAGGCUAUCUUCUCUGACCUUCACUUAUUCAACAUCCCCUCCACCAACGAGAGUUUUGUCGCCUGCGCUCCAUAUCCGCAUGCUGGAGAGCUCCAUCCAACAAUCCACUCUACAGCCUCCUUCCUCAUUUUCUACAUAAUCCCCCUGCUGGUCAUAUCUGUGUACUACACUUCCAUCGCUGGCAGCCUGAGGAGGAGUGCAGCCAACCUGCCUGUGGAGGGAGAGACUCGAAGUAGAAUCGACAAGCUCAUGUACUGCAUUAAAUACACUUUUGGCAGUGUAAUAUGACACGCAUUAAUGCAUUAAUUUCAAUGUAUUAUCUUCAUUAUCCCUGAGGUGGACACGUCCCUGGUUCAUUUUGUGUGCAGUGUUGUAGCUCGGAUCCUGGCCUUCACCAACUCCUGCCUCAAUCCUUUUGCCCUGUACCUGUUGAGCAAGACCUUCCAGAGGCAGUUCAACGAGCACCUCUGUUGUUGCUGCAGCAUAAUCCCCAAAUCCUCCUCCCAGCAUUCAAACAUGCAUUACCACAUGCGUAUGACCUCUGUCCGCAGCACACGCCACUACAUGGCUAGUGAGAGCGUGAUGGAUGCUACUCAGCCAGGCUGUCAGGAAGAUUACGUUUAA